AUGAGUCAAGCCCCUGGAUUACAUGGUGCUGCUGGUCCAACGAAAAUGAGUCCAUCCGAAAUAAUAUCUAAACUUCCACCUGAUUCAAUAGUUAUUGGAGAAAAAUUCUUAGUUGGUAGAACUCUUGGUGAAGGCUCAUUUGGAUAAAUUUAAUUGGGUACAAAUAUUGAGACAGGAGACUAUGAAAAAUAAGAUAUAAAGAAUCCAUAACUUGCACAUGAAGCUAAAUUGCUUAGAAGUCUUCACUAAAAUAAUCAUCAUUUGAAGGGAUUCCCAUAAGUUUAUUGGAGUGGAUAAGAAGGCAAUAGAGACAAAGGAUUAUAAAUUAUGGUUAUAGACCUCUUAGGACCUUCUCUUGAGGAUUUAUUCAAAUUUUGUGGUGGAAGAUUCUCGUUAAAGACAGUCCUCAUGAUUGCUCAUCAAAUGUUGGGGACAAUAGCUCGUUUACAUGCUAAAAAUUUUGUUCAUAGAGAUAUAAAGCCUGAAAACUUCUUGAUGGGAUUAGGUAAAAAGUCUCACAUUGUUCACAUGAUUGACUUUGGACUUGCAAAGAGGUAUAGAGAUGGCAAAACUCAUUAGCAUAUACCUUAUAAAGAAAACAAAAAUCUCACAGGCACUGCACGUUACGCUAGUGUAAAUGCCCAUCUCGGAAUAGAGUAAUCUAGAAGAGAUGACCUCGAGUCUAUUGGCUAUGUACUAGUCUAUCUUGCAAAUGGUUCUUUAGCUUGGCAGAACCUUAAUGUCUAAGUUAUGCAAGAAAAAUAUUAGAAAAUUAUGGAAUCAAAACUAGCCUUACCUAUUGAGCAGAUAGCAGUUGGACUGCCAGCUGAAUUCUCCAAUUACUUACACUAUUGCAGAUCUUUGAGAUUUGAGGACAAACCAGAUUAUCCAUAUUUGAGAUAAGUUUUCGUAGAUUUAAUGCAAAAGGAGGGAUAUGACUAUGACUAUGUCUUUGAUUGGACAAUUGUCGAUAAACUUGAGAAGCCUAUUGCAACUACUAUUGAAAGAAAUAAAAAUAGUUAUUAGCCGAGUAUGAUUGUAGCCGAGGGAGCUUCAAAUGAUGGUAACUAAUACUAGAAUCAAAAUAACGCUAAAGUUCCCCCUUCAUAGUUCAAAGCUAAAAAUAAGAGUGAAAGUGAUGAGGAAGAAGAAGAGGAAGAUGAACAGGAAGAAUCAGACUCAAGUGAGGAAGAAGAAGCUAAAGAUAAGGAAAGCAAGGAUAAAACUAAGAUGAGUUUUGAAAAUGAAAACGAUGAGACUAAGGUUGAAUUCGAUGCCAAAAAGAGUGGAUCUAGUAGUGGUAACUCAAAUGAAAAGCUUAAGGCACAAGCUAACGGGAAAAGCUCAGCCAGAAAUGGGAGAUGA
This is a messenger RNA of Stylonychia lemnae, 1365 nucleotides long. NCBI's taxonomy places the organism in Eukaryota, Ciliophora, Spirotrichea, Sporadotrichida, Oxytrichidae. The record is from the annotation of a GenBank genome assembly.